AUGCAUAACAUUAACAACAACAACAACAACAACAACGUUGUACAAUCAACCAACACAACAACACAAACUGCAGCAACAACAAGGGUAAACACAACCCAAGCCUGCGCUGCUUGUAAAUAUCAACGUAGGAAAUGCGCGCCCGACUGCAUUCUCGCCCCUUAUUUCCCACACGAUCGCCAACGCCAAUUCCUAAACGCCCAUAAACUAUUCGGUGUCAGCAACAUUACCAAGAUCAUACGCCACCUCGAUCAACCCGAAAAGGACGCCGCCAUGAGGACCAUCAUUCUCCAAUCUGAUGUCCGGGCCACCGACCCUGUUGGAGGUUGUUACAGGAUCAUCAGGCAGUUACAACGACAGAUUGAUUACACGAAAGCCGAGCUUGAAUUCGUUCUUCAUCAGCUCGCGCUGUGCCGGGCGGCUCAGGCUCAGGUUCAGGAUCAUCAACAACAACAACAGCAGUCAGUUAUUGUAGCGCCUGAUGAUGAUAACAGGGAUUCUAGCCCGGCUGACAAUUCUGACGUGAAUAAUAUUUUCGGAAUGGAAGCUUUGGGUUUGGGGAGUUCGAAUUCGGGUGAAACCGUGAAUUAUCAGCCAUAUUUCCAACCUUAUAAUCAUAAUCAUCAUCAUUUAGAGCUACAACAAUAUAUGAUGAUGAUUAAUGAUCAGAAUAAUGAUAAUGCAAAUGCAGCUUCUACUGCAUUACAGGAAGCUGUUACAACGGCGAAUUCAUGGAGUGCUAUGAUGCAAUCUUCUACUACUACUACAAAAGAGCCACAACAACAUUCUAAUAAUGAUAUUAUCCAGGACCGUAAUGACAGCAACCUUGUUUUUAAGCCAUUGUUGUUUGAUGGUUUAUCUGAUGAUCCUGAACAAGAUUUCAGAUUUGAAUCUGAACCAACAAUUGAGCAGAGUGAAGAACACACAAGUUUGAGAAAUCACCUAGUCGGUUUCAAGGCAGAAGAUGAAAGUUCUUGCCAUUGUAGUGAUGCUGGAGAUCAGCAUCCCCAUGAUCUCAAAGGCGCAGCCACAUUAUUCAGCCUCACAAAAUGCAAUACUUAG
Messenger RNA from Oldenlandia corymbosa var. corymbosa, 1059 nucleotides. The record is from the annotation of a GenBank genome assembly. Lineage: Eukaryota; Viridiplantae; Streptophyta; Magnoliopsida; Gentianales; Rubiaceae.